Messenger RNA from Anneissia japonica, 688 nucleotides. Its product is annotated as kinase D-interacting substrate of 220 kDa-like. The transcript is spliced from 4 exons. The record is from RefSeq and is a predicted model, not a curated record. Gene Ontology annotation, molecular function: protein binding. NCBI's taxonomy places the organism in Eukaryota, Metazoa, Echinodermata, Crinoidea, Comatulida, Comatulidae. The coding region runs from base 123 to 407 and encodes 94 amino acids.
UAAUACCAGCCUCGUGUCGUCACUACUGGAGUUAAACAAUCGGCGAUUGAAACCAGGAAACUGCUUAUAAAACUUGAUUUUAUUUGUAAAAUAUAACUUUUUAUACGACGCAACAUAAAGAUAUGAUGUCUCCAGUAUAUAAAGGACCUAGGCCUACGGGUGGAUGGACAGCAUUAAUAUGUGCAUCAUUCACUGAAAAUCCUCAAGUCGUUGAUGUUUUGAUUCAAUGUGGUGCAAAUCAAGAUUUGAAAACCAAUGAUGGAUGGAUGGCAUUAAUAAGUGCAUCAUUCACUGAAAAUCCUCAAGUCGUUGAUGUUUUGAUUCAAUGUGGCGCAAAUCAAGAUUUGAAAACUAAUCAUUCGGUCAGCAGGCAGAUUGACUUGACUGACAGGUUCAAGAGAUAUUGAAGGAUGGAUAACACCAGAAGUAAUUAUUAAUUAGAAGUAAGUAUUGUAAUUGUUAAUCCUUAAAACUAUUAAGUUUUUAAAUGCUGAGCCACUUGUUUCUGCAUCAUGCAUUUCCUCAAAAGCUUUUUCCAGACAAUUUUUUUUUUGCUCUACUGUUGAGCUAUAUAAAGUUUGUACUGACAACAUUUGGUGCUGUUCAAAGCAUUUAUUACAGUCGAGUCCGCCAAAGUCGACUUUGUUUAAGUCGAAAAUUCGCGUCAGUUGAAUUUUUGAAAAAGUUC